CUUCAGCCUCCUAAGAAACCCAAAAUGGCCGCCGCAACUACUUUCUUCUUCCUCCAUCUUGUAUUCUUCUCCUUCUCCUCAGCCGAUGACGCCGACGUCAUGUCGAAUCUCCGCUCCUUAUUGUCCCCCACCCCAUCGGGCUGGUCAUCUACCGCACACUUCUGUGACUGGACCAAUGUCAACUGCGAUACCACCAAGUCUUUCGUCACUUCCAUUAAUCUUAUUUCAAAAUCCCUCUCAGGCACCCUCCCUUCUGAACUCAAUCAACUUUCUCAGCUCAAAUCUAUCUCCCUCCAAAGAAACUCACUUUCUGGGACAUUACCUUCAUUUUCUAAUAUGUCUUCUCUUGAAGAAAUCCAUCUAGAUAGCAACAAUUUCGAUUCAAUCCCGUCAAAUUUCCUUAUGGGCCUUACAAAUCUUCAGUAUUUCACGCUAAAUGACAAUAAAAAUCUCCGCCCAUGGGAGAUCCCAGUUCAUUUGACUGACAGUACAAAACUUGUCUGGUUUUAUGCUAGUAAUGCUAGCCUCACUGGCGUGAUCCCUGAUUUUUUCUCUGCAUUUUCAAAUUUUCAAAGCUUGAGAUUAUCUUACAAUAAUUUGACUGGAUCUUUGCCGGCAUCUUUUGGUGGAUCGGAUAUACAGAAUCUUUGGCUAAAUGAUCAGAAUCUGGGAUUGUCUGGAACUAUUGAUGUUUUAUCUUCUAUGACUCAGUUGUCACAGGUUUGGUUACAUGAUAAUGCAUUUACCGGUCGGAUCCCGGAUUUGUCGAAGUGUACAAAUCUGUUUGAUUUGCAGUUGAGGGAAAAUCAGUUCACCGGUGUGGUUCCGGCUUCUUUGGUUAGCCUACCAAAACUUGUGAACAUUACAUUGCAGAACAAUAAUUUUCAGGGGCCUAUUCCUAAGUUUCGCGAAGGGGUUCAGGUUACACUUGGGACUACUAAUAGCUUUUGUAAGGACACUGCAGGGCCUUGUGAUCGACAAGUCACUGCACUUCUUGAUGUCGCUGGUGCUAUGGGAUAUCCCUUUUCCUUGGCUGAUUCUUGGAAAGGGAAUGAUGCCUGUCAAGAUUGGAAAUUCAUCACUUGCGAUUCACAGAAGAUAAAUGUGAACGGCGUAAACCUUGGAAAGCAAAAGUUUUCUGGUACUAUUUCCCCUGCUUUUAGCAAUCUAACUUCUCUGAGGAACUUGAUUUUGAAUGAUAAUAAUCUUACUGGCUCGAUCCCGAAUGUCUUGACUAGUUUGCCUCAGCUUCAAACUCUUGAUGUGUCUAAUAAUAAUUUGUCUGGUCCAAUACCAGUUUUUCCUGCAACUGUGAAAUUUAUUCAUGAUGGUAAUUUGUUUCUUGGUAAGAAUGUGAGUACUGGUGGGGAAGGAGAGGGUGGGCCAUCAGGACCGGGAUCUGGUUCGCCUAGUGAAACCCCAUCUGGGAGUAAAAAGGGCUCUGCAGUUCCUGCAGGUGUGAUUAUUGGUGUCGUUGUGGCUGUUGUAGUUUUUGUUGGUGUUUUGUUGUUUGUGUCUUACAAAUGCUACGUAAGAAAACGCCUUAAGAGAUUCGGGAAAAUUGAGGGUUCCGAGCAAGGAAAAGUAACGACGAAGAGUAGUGUUACAAACGGUGUGAAUGGUUAUGGUGAAGCGCCAAGUGAGUUACAGAGCCAGGGCAGCAGUGAUCAUAGAGAAAUUCCCGUUUUUGAAGGUGGAAAUGUUGUUAUCUCGAUACGAGUUCUUCAAGAAGUUACUGACAAUUUCAGCGAAGCGAAUGUAUUGGGUAGGGGAGGUUUCGGAGUUGUUUACAAAGGCGAAAUGCAUGAUGGGACUAAAAUUGCAGUAAAGAGAAUGGAAUCUGGACCAAUGGGUACUAAAGGAAUGAAUGAGUUCCAAGCAGAAAUUGCAGUCCUUACUAAAGUUAGACAUAGGCAUUUAGUUGCUCUUUUAGGCUACUGUAUUAAUGGCAAUGAAAGGCUCUUGGUAUACGAGUACAUGCCACAGGGAACUUUGAGCCAGCAUUUGUUCGAGUGGCAGGAACACGGCUGUCAACCACUUACGUGGAAACAAAGGGUAACAAUAGCAUUGGAUGUUGGUCGGGGAGUCGAAUAUCUUCACAGUUUGGCCCAACAAAGUUUCAUCCAUAGAGAUUUGAAACCCUCGAAUAUACUUCUUGGAGAUGACAUGAGAGCUAAGGUUGCUGAUUUUGGAUUAGUUAGAAAUGCCCCCAAUGGAAAUUAUUCCGUUGAGACACGGUUGGCCGGGACAUUUGGUUACCUUGCUCCUGAGUAUGCCGCUACGGGACGAGUAACAACGAAAGUCGAUGUCUAUGCAUUUGGAGUUGUUCUAAUGGAGAUUAUCACUGGUAGGAAAGCUCUGGAUGAUAGCGUGCCAGAUGAAAGGUCUCAUUUGGUCACAUGGUUCCGCAGGGUCCUUAUCAACAGAGACAAUCUUCGAAAGGCUAUUGAUUCGACUCUUGAUCCUGAUGAUGAAACUUACGAGAGCAUUUGCAAGGUUGCUGAGUUGGCAGGACACUGCACUGGCCGUGAGCCAUUCCAGCGACCAGACAUGGGACAUGCCGUUAAUGUAUUAGUUCCGCUUGUCGAGCAAUGGAAACCUUCGGACCAUGAUAACGAGGAAGGUAAUGGAAUUGAUCUUCAUUUGAGCCUUCCACAAGCCCUUCUAAGAUGGCAAUCCGAUGAAGGUACUUCCACAAUGUUGGAUGAUUUCUCGUACAGUCAAACACAUUCGAGCAUACCAGCAAAACCUUCGGGAUUUGGAGAUUCAUUUAGUUCAAUGGAUUGCCGAUGACAAUCAAAAGGAAUUUACAUUUGCAAGAAAGAAGCCAUAGAGGUUAAUCAGGGGUUCAGAUCGUUUUUGAAUCAUUAAAUGAUGUUGCAAAUUGUAUUUAAUUUAUUCUUUUCCAUUUCUCAAUUUCUUUCUUUCUUUCUUGUAAAUCAUUCUAUUGUAAGAAAACUUGAGUUGUCAGGGUUGUUUCUUUUAUUUUAUUGGAUUCUUUUAUGAGAGAUUGAAUUAGAACUUGUGAUCAAGAUGGUUUCACAUCCGAAAUGAAAAGAGAUAUUUGUAGCAAACUCUCUUGCAUUGUUUAUUGGUAGUUUGAAUAUUCAA
This is a messenger RNA of Olea europaea var. sylvestris, 3111 nucleotides long. RefSeq names its product receptor-like kinase TMK4. Gene Ontology annotation, molecular function: ATP binding; protein kinase activity; protein binding. Gene Ontology annotation, biological process: protein phosphorylation. The record is from RefSeq and is a predicted model, not a curated record. The transcript has 2 exons. NCBI's taxonomy places the organism in Eukaryota, Viridiplantae, Streptophyta, Magnoliopsida, Lamiales, Oleaceae. The coding region runs from base 25 to 2793 and encodes 922 amino acids.